AUGGGCCCAAUCUCAGAGCAGACAGAAUCCCUCGAGGCCUUCAGUCAGGCGCUCCACGCCAAUUGGAUCAUCAAACAGCACGAUCUGACCGUGGAAUUGUAUGUCCAUGGCCUGGCCACCUUGCGCGCCAUUGCGACGGAUCCAGAAUUUGCUAGCUUCCACCAUCUGGAGGAGCCAUAUCUCAGCCGACUGCAUAUGGUGGCGAGUCUGGGCUGGGUGGAGGCAUUCAUUGAGAAUGGCAAAGUAGUGAAUGUCGCAGAGGAUGGGAAGCCUACGUAUAAACCGUCGUAUGCGGCCCUACUGGGCUCCAUCAAAGAUCGACUAAUCCGCAUAGCGGUAGCUCAUUACCGCCACCCUAACAUCCCCGAGGCGGAGUCCCACCGUUGGGCCACGGAGAAUCACUGUGCUAGGGCGGCCCAGAUCCACGCCAGACAUGGAAUUGAGGGAUAUGGCAUGGUGGAGUUUUAUUUGCGCAGUCUGGAGAGCCCGUUUGUGAGUGGGAACAAUAUCGUCGCCAACCUCAGCUGGGUAGAGGCAUAUGUGCAGAAUGGACAGGUCGUUAACUUGGGAUCUGAUGCCAAACCCACCUAUCCGAGCUUCGAUGUCCUCGCAGACUUUACUACCAAACGGCUCCAUUAA
This is a messenger RNA of Aspergillus tanneri, 639 nucleotides long. RefSeq lists its product as uncharacterized. NCBI's taxonomy places the organism in Eukaryota, Fungi, Ascomycota, Eurotiomycetes, Eurotiales, Aspergillaceae. The coding region runs from base 1 to 639 and encodes 212 amino acids. The transcript is spliced from 3 exons. The record is from RefSeq and is a predicted model, not a curated record.